Molecule: messenger RNA, 1887 nt
Organism: Haliotis rufescens (red abalone)
Lineage: Eukaryota; Metazoa; Mollusca; Gastropoda; Lepetellida; Haliotidae
Product: GLIPR1-like protein 1
Exons: 7
Coding region: 282-1064 (260 amino acids)
Cellular component (GO): extracellular region
Source: RefSeq, a predicted model, not a curated record
CAAACUCAUGUGAUGAACACCUCUCAACCAUUUCCGGGUUUGUAAUUAGAUGCCUGGUACAUAUGGGCGUGUUGUCGAUAACAUUGUGUGCAAAUACAGACACGGAUAUAUAAUCGCCAGUGUGCAGGGAUAAACAGAACUGUUUAUAUAAUCAAAUACGAUCUAACAUGAGAUCUUAAUGGCUAUGUACAAGUGACGUAUGGAACACGGAAGAUAGUUUGGAGCAUCACCCGGGAGUUUAACCCCCAGGUUGACAGGUUGACAGGUUGACAGUGACGGGGAUGGCAACACUAGUGCUCAUCGUUGUCGUCCUGACGUGUGUAGUCGGCGUGAUGUGCGUCGGAGAUGUAGUUGACGUCCCAGAGCAGAGAUGGGACACACUAUUCAGAAGCAAGAGAAACAGACCUGAUAAACGUGGGUUCGACUUGGACGAGAAGAUGGCCAUUGUAGACCUGCACAACCGCUACAGGAGGAAGGUGCGGGCCACGGACAUGACGCUCAUGGUUUGGGACGAGAGCCUGGUCCAGAUGGCCCAGGGAUGGGCAGACAGGUGCGUGUGGGAACAUAGCAAAUCCCGCAAGAACAUUCUACCUCAGUUUGACUAUAUAGGAGAGAACCUAUAUGCUGCAACAGAUCUACCUUCAGCUGAAAAGGCAAUAGGGAACUGGGCGGACGAGGUCAAGUAUUACACGUUUUCCAGCGGAUAUUGCUCAAAAGUCUGUGGUCACUACACCCAGGUGGUUUGGGCGAAGUCCUAUGCUGUGGGAUGCGGCAUCAGGCAUUGCUCUAGCCCACGAGGUCUGGACUGGGAUCAAUAUGGAGGCGGGUAUAUCGUUGUCUGCAACUACGGGCCUGGAGGAAACAUUGUUGGACGUCAACCCUACAAGAGAGGAGGCCCCGCUUGCUCCAAAUGCCCCGAGGGAUUCAAGUAUUGUAUAGACGGACUCUGCAGCAGAACAGAGGUUGCCCCUUUUCCAUCCCCAUCGACAGCGUCACGUCAUCUCCCGUGGUUCCUGUUCAUCGCUACGGCGUUCUUGUCGUUGUGGUUAAACGACUCACACUAGGGGUUAAACAUCAGAGAACAUGUACUUUACAUGGUCAUAUCCAGAACAUGACAUUGCUAGCUAUCCGCUGAUUCACAUAAUGCACUAUAAGUGUGAGUGAGUAUGGUUUUACGCCGCUUUUAGCAAUAUUCCAGCAAUAUCACGGCGGGGGACACCAGAAAUGGGCUUCACACUUCACUAUAAGAAUUAGUCACAAAUCAUAAUGAUGAUGCAGCGCAUAGAGAGACGGAAACAAGUCUAUAUUAUAAUGGUUGCAGAGUGUGAUAUAUUGAUGACCUCUCUGAUUUGAAUGAGCUAUGCCAAAAGACACAGGACAAUGCUUAGAAUCAAUUUCCGAAAGCAAAACGGUCGUAUGACCCAUGGGUAGACCUGCAUAAAAGCACAAAUGUAUCCUUUGAUUAAUAUUUAACAGUUCGAUGUAAAUUGUAUCGGACAUAUAUUGCGUCCUUGGAUAUAAUUUCGAUAUAGAUUACCAAGACACGCCAGACAGCCGGAAUCUCAGGGGUUCUUCCUUCUAUACAGACUUGGAGCAAGGUCAUUCCAUUAGCUUCACUUAAUGGCUGAUACAAUGUCCAUGCAAAGUUAAACUUAACCUCUUAACCUGCUCAUCAAAGGCUUCCAAUGGUUUUGAGAUGUCGUACCUGUCUACGAGUGUAACAAGAUAGCUACUGUUUCAACAUUCCUUAGAACAAAUGUGAUAAUUGCAACGCCACGAAGUCGCAUGGCAUAUUGUCAACAUUUCGUCUUGUUUAAUUUUAAACGCCACACCAGUGCCAUAAAUGAUCUGUUAUACAUUUUAAAAUAAACUUUUUAUAUAAAUUAA